Bufo bufo (common toad) is the source of this 1460-nucleotide messenger RNA. It is a transcript of the gene SNX15, whose product is annotated as sorting nexin 15. Gene Ontology annotation, molecular function: phosphatidylinositol binding. The transcript has 8 exons. The coding region runs from base 75 to 1103 and encodes 342 amino acids. NCBI's taxonomy places the organism in Eukaryota, Metazoa, Chordata, Amphibia, Anura, Bufonidae. The record is from RefSeq and is a predicted model, not a curated record.
UGCUCAAUAAUAUCACGUGAUGCUUUCACUUUCUUAAAGGAGCAGAACAGAAGUGACAGCGACAUCGAUCUAUAAUGUCCCGGGCUGUCCGGGAUCAGUAUGACCGGAGGUAUAACGUGACUGAUAGCCGAACUAAUCCUAAGGGGUUUACCGAGUACAAGGUGAUUGCUGAAUUUAUAUCAAAGAAGAACCCUCAGGAUGUUAAAGAGAUUGUCGUUUGGAAACGCUACAGCGACUUUAAGAAACUUCAUGGAGAACUCUCGUAUACUCAUAGAAACCUCUUCCAGCGGACUCAGGAAUUCCCUCCAUUUCCCCGUGCUCAGGUUUUUGGACGCUUUGAAGCACCUGUUAUAGAAGAACGAAGACAAGCUGCAGAAGAUACGCUGAGGUUCACAGUGGGCAUCCCAGCCCUUAAUAAUAGUCCACAACUAAAGGAGUUUUUCAGGACAGGAGAGGUUACAAUGCGAUCAGAUGGUCCAGACUCAGGAGAUGCAGCAGUGUUGCCUCCUCCUCUAAUCCCAGAACCUGUAAGAAGCUCUUCUACAGAACUACAGGAAGAGUUGGAUGACUUUGAUGAGAUAGAGACACAAGUGUUGUCUGAAGUCAAGGAUACCAUCAGUAGUAGUGAACCAAGUCAAUUUGAUUUACUGUUUGAUCUGAAUGAAGAUAUAGGCCAGACGGGAGAGGAAGAGACAGCAAGUCCAACUGCAGCUCCAAAAACGUUGGCUCCAAAUGAUUUGGCACUCUUUGACCCUUGCUAUGCAGAAGAUGGUGCGUCACUGGAGACAGAGUCCUCUUUGAACCUGUUAUCUUUGCGGUGUGAGGUAGAGGAGUCGACGCCUGCCCUUCCUCUCAGUGAAGAAGACGGAGCGUUGUAUCUUUCACUAGCUACAGCUGAAGUCCAGAAAGCAAUGGAGAGAGAGACAGCCGGGGACUACCCAGAAGCAUUCAGGCUCUUCAGAAAUGCUGUGGAUAUAUUGUUAAAAGGAGUGAAAGAUGACCGCUGUCCAGACAGACGAGAUGUUGUGCGACGCAGAACGGCAGAAUAUCUUCAUCACGCAGAACAAAUUUUUCAGGAUCACAUGAGUGGGAGUACUGAGUGACUCUCAUGCUAGAAGGACCCCAGAUCUGGUACAAAGUGACUUUUUUUUUAUUUUUUUAUAAUAUUUUAUUUCAGAGUUUGCAAAGACAGAUGAAAAUUGCACACUUUCUAUAUGGCCUCGAACAAAGGAUUUGUUGCUCUACAAUGGAAUCUAGAACUAAGUGCUUCCAAUGCUUUUUAUUUUCUCAAUUGUUCACGCUGCUAAUACUGGAACGUUUUUCUCACAAAUGUGCUCUUGAAGUUUAUUUAAUUGAAAUGUCUGUUUUCUUGAUAAUCGUUAUUUGUAUCAUAACUGGAAGAUCCUGGCUAAAACCGAGUGAUAAAAGCACAAGGUGCGUUUCUUAUGGUAACCCAGGAA